UGCGCUGUUCUCCGAAAGACCAUCUGAAACUAAAAAGCGACUUGCAAACUUUCUGUCGGCUAAGGCGUUUAGGAGGGUGGCUAAAAGAGCUGUCUUGACUUCCAGCUCGAUUUUAUAAGCGACGGAACCGUGUUUUCAGAACAUUAAUGCAGCCUAAACCACAGUAACAAGUUGUUCACAUCAUCGAAACAUCAGCAGAAAUCAUGACGGCGGAGCAGCAUCAGCUGAAUUUGGACUACGGUGACUUUGACAUGAGGUUCGAUGUGAAAAAGGAGGCUGCAGCUUUUGGACCGGACCGCUCUUUUAUCCAGCAGUGCGGUAUACACGUGCCAGGCUCCGUGUCCAGCACACCCAUGAGCACCCCAUGCAGCUCCGUGCCUUCAUCCCCGAGCUUCAGCCCAAGCGGACAGAGAAGCGGUGCUGAAGAUCUCUACUGGACCCUGAGCACGGGGGCUUAUCCGCAGCACACAGAUCCCCACUGCCUUGAACUGACACCCGAGGAUGUCCGGGAAGCCUUAAGUGCCAAUCUCAUGCAGGCACACCCGUCUCAGCUCCACCAGGCAGAGAUGGAGCAUGGAUACAGGAGCAUCGGUCAGUUCCACGCACCAAACAUGCAUCAAUACCAUCAGGAGCAGUACACCGAACUCGGCCACAAUCCCGACUUCGCGCACGGCAAAAGCGUGGAUCAGUUAAUGCAGCAUCUCGACUGUGCACCUCAAGGCGCGACGCAGCUCAAGUCGCAUAAUAUCCACCAGCAGACGCACCACAGACGCGGCGAGCGCGCGGAGAGCCGCUUCUCCGACCAGCAGCUGGUGUCCAUGACUGUGCGCGAGCUCAACCGACACCUCCGCGGCAUGAGCAAGGACGAUAUUAUCCGGCUGAAGCAGAAACGCCGUACCUUGAAAAACCGCGGGUACGCUCAGUCGUGUCGACACAAACGCGUUCAGCAGAAACACGUACUGGAGAACGAGAAGACGAGCCUCGCGACGCAGGUGGAGCAGCUGAAGCACGAGCUCAAUAGGCUGGUGCGCGAGAGGGACGCGUACAAACUCAAAUGCGAGAGGCUAGUUGUCGGAAUGAACUGAGUAAUGGACCCUCUUGUGAAAAUCCCCCAUCGCCUGAAUUUUUGCGAUAGUUCUGCAUAUAUUUAAUGUUGAUAAAGUUUCUCUUUAAUGAUAUUAAAAAAACAGCUUAAGAUUGUUUGCUGGUCUGACCAGCUGAAAGACCAGAAAACCAUGUUAGACUUCUUUUAGGUGUUUUUGUCAGCAGAGGAGAAAGUUUUAAUUCUGUUAUUUGGUAUUUUAUAUUUUCACUCAACUUUAUCUCUGACAUGUCAAGCUGGUUUUGAUAAUGUAUCUGUUAUCUUCUAGUUUUCACAACAGUCUUCAUCAGUCAUCUCAGCUAUGCGAAUGACAUUUGACCUUUUUGGCAAUAGAUGCAUUGUGUUGGUAUUUUUGUUUAUUUGAACAUUUUGUAUAUCUUUAAUUUGUUUCAUUAAUCAGUUGUAUUUGUUCCUUGAAACUCUUCUGAAGAGUAGACGUUUGUGAUUUGCAUUUCAUUGUUAUCUCCAGAAUAAAUUUUUGAAGAAAAA
This is a messenger RNA of Sinocyclocheilus anshuiensis, 1591 nucleotides long. RefSeq names its product transcription factor MafB-like. The coding region runs from base 204 to 1085 and encodes 293 amino acids. The transcript has a single exon. NCBI's taxonomy places the organism in Eukaryota, Metazoa, Chordata, Actinopteri, Cypriniformes, Cyprinidae. Gene Ontology annotation, molecular function: DNA-binding transcription factor activity, RNA polymerase II-specific; RNA polymerase II cis-regulatory region sequence-specific DNA binding. Gene Ontology annotation, biological process: regulation of transcription by RNA polymerase II. Gene Ontology annotation, cellular component: nucleus. The record is from RefSeq and is a predicted model, not a curated record.